AGUAUCGAUAUCAUCCUGUCGACUAUAUAAUUCAGUUACUAUAUCGCCUAAGUGUGGGAGUUAACAGGAGCGAAAAGAGGAAAAACUACGCCACAAGGGCAUUAAAAACAAAUAAUUCCCAGGUGUAUCCGCCUGGAAGAGGGAAAACAAAGUCUUGGUGGUUCUGGUGAAUUUUAUGGGAAAGGAUUAACAUCAUAUUAUUUUGAAGGAGCAAGGAAUUGAAUCAGGAAUUGAAAAUGCCAAGCACAAGACGUUUGAUCCUUGGACACGUCAUGUCCGGACUAUGCUCAAAAAUGAACAGAACCAAACAUUUGCCUGCGGAUAUCAUGGAGACUCCGCUGAAUCGAUGUUUGAAUACGUUCGAUAUCACAUUGCUUGGUAUUGGUCACAUGGUUGGAGCUGGAAUCUACGUCCUUACCGGUACCGUAGCCAAAGAAAUUGCAGGUCCUGGUAUCGUUCUCUCCUUCAUCCUAGCUGGAAUUGUAUCAAUGCUUGCAGCCCUAUGCUAUGCCGAAUUCGGAACCAGAUUACCAAAAGCCGGAUCAGCCUAUGUCUUCACAUACAUCUCAAUCGGAGAGUUUUGGGCCUUCAUCAUCGGAUGGAAUAUCCUUCUAGAGCACAUGCUAGGAGCGGCAUCUGUCGCACGUGCAUGGAGUGGUUACGUGGACUCAAUGCUAGGUGGAUGGCUGGCUAAUAAAACAGUAUCAAUAACGGGAGAACUGCAUGAACAACUUUUUACCAAAUAUCCUGACGUUUUGGCAUUUGUAGUUUGUCUGUGUUAUGCAGCUGCGUUAGGAACUGGUGUUAAGGCAACUGCGGUUCUGAAUGGAUUUUUGACUUCAAUGAAUAUUGUGGUAAUGAUUCUGGUGAUAUCUUUAGGAUUCUGGUAUGCUAACCCGAAGAACUGGACUGAAGCCGAGGGUGGAUUUAUGCCAUAUGGAUUCGGUGGAGUUGUGGCAGGUGCAGCAACUUGUUUCUAUGCAUUUGUUGGGUUUGAUAGUAUAGCAACGAGUGGAGAAGAAGCCAAAAAUCCUAGUUCUUCGAUACCAUUAGCUACUAUCCUAUCAUUAUCUGCAGUCACAGUGGGAUAUGUAUUAGUCAGUGCAGCUUUGACGUUGAUGAUUCCCAUUAGAGAUAUAAAUCCUACUGCUUCCUUGCCAGAUGCAUUUGGAACUCUGGAUCUUCCCUGGGCUAAAUAUGCAAUCUCCAUAGGAGCACUUUGUGGAAUGACAACUACUCUCCUUGGAUCACUUUUUGCUUUGCCCAGAUGUAUGUAUGCUAUGGCUUCUGAUGGUCUACUCUUUUCAUUCCUUGGGAAAGUGAAUGCGGCCACCCAAGUUCCACUACUUAACUUGGCCGUGUCUGGAUUGUGCAGUGCCCUUCUUGCACUCUUGUUCGAUUUGGAAAAACUGGUAGAAUUUAUGUCGAUCGGGACACUUUUGGCCUACACAAUAGUAAGUGCAAGUGUUAUUAUUUUACGGUAUCGUCCGCCACCGGUAGAAGAGAAUGUUACUUAUGCACCAGAUACUCCUGACGAUGAGGAUGACAAUACCUCACAAUCCAGUAUAGAUACGGCUUCUCCGACUAGUGACCUAAUUGAGGUAGCUCUGGCCGGACGAUUACGUCCGCAGUUUCGUUGGUUGGAACCAUUGCUAGGGCGAUUUGAACCGGGGGCUGCUCCAUCAGCUGCAGUUCUCCUAUUCUCCGUACUAAGUGCUGCCAUUUGCUUCCAGCUAGAAAUGUCCUGGACGGAACUUUAUGAGGGAACAUGGUGGGCCUUAAUACUUUAUGGCUUCCUGAUUUUCUGCAUUGUUGCAUGUGUCGUUGUGAUUGCUGCUCAUCAUCAAAAUACCCGAGGAUUACAGUUCAAAGUGCCCUUGGUUCCGUAUAUUCCAGCGCUCAGCAUUUUCUGCAAUAUAGAGCUUAUGGUUCAUCUUAGCCCUCUCACAUGGCUCAGGUUUUUCAUUUGGAUUUCAAUCGGGAUGCUUGUCUAUUUCCUCUAUGGAAUUCAUCAUAGUAAAGAGGGUGAAUCUGGAACUUCAUAUUCAAUGCUAAUGACAUCGUCGGAAGCUACAAAAGGACAUUGGGGUGCAACUGCAGCUGCAGCCAAGACUGCCUUAGAGAGAAUUUCACGACGGAAAUCUGAAGAUAAAAAGCCAAUUGUUGAGGACGAUGAGGAGGAACCGUGAAAUGACUGCUACAGAGUGAAGGGCUGUGCCGCACAAUCUGACCUGAUUUAGUGAAUUUUAUGCAAUAUUUUAAGAGAAGACAAGUUUUGAUGAAUUUGAUGUUGUCUACUGGAUUUUGUUUUCUGGUCGGCCUAAGUUUAGUAAAAAUCAGUUUGCUUGAGUAGUUUUUCUAUGGUGGAUUUUUUUGAAAUACAAAAAAGUUUGAAACUAGAUUAACUUUGCCUUCCCAUCACUCAACAAUCUUUUGCACCUAAUAUGCUUCCUCGAUCUAUUAUAUUAAAAUCUUAGAUAGACAUUAACCCAUGUCGGCUGGCUUGUUAAUCACAGUGAGUUGUAACGAGUCAGCACCUGAACAUUGUCCUUUGUACCAUUGGAAACUUUUCAUUCAUGUCUUUCAUUUUCUUAUGAAAGUUUGUCGAAAUACUUUUGUAGCCCCUUCAACAAGGCAACUUCGACCCCUUGGAAGCAAAUGACCUCAUAUCGACUAGACUUCUUGCUCCUCGUCUUGAAUCCAAGCAAUUUAAACUUUUAUCCAAAAAAAAAUUCAAGCUGGGUCUACACAUGUUUCUAUGAAUUCUUCUGCCUAGAUUCAGGGAGGUGCUGCUAGGGGAUGCGAAGUCAAUAAAACUAUCAUCGAACUGUUGUCUGCAGACCAGGAUAAGAGGUACAAUAUUUUCCUUGGCUCCUCAUCCCCUAGUGAAUGGAACACCCUCAUUUUUAUUUAACUUUAACAGAAAAACAACUACUUAAGGGUAGUGAUUCUGCCAAAGUUCCCACCCUUUGUCUUUUUCUCUUUCUUUAAAUAAUGAGAAUUUUGUUACAAACCCAACACUUUUUACUGUCAAAUAUGAAAAAUUUGGACUGAGACGAAAAAUUCAAUUGCAGCUUUCACCCAGCCGGAAAACUGCAAUUGAAUAUAUGCAAUUGAGAAAUUAUGUAUAUUUAAAGUAAUUUAUCUGAUAUGCGAGAGAUAUCUACCCUUUUACAUUCGACCUACACUUCGGUCUUCUGAAGAAUCUCAUUAAAGUUUUGGAGAUCUUUGAAUUAUCUCAGUCUCAUUUCUGUCUAAACUCUGCAAUUUUAACUAACGAAAAGUUCAGAACACAACCAGAUUCUAGCGGAACACAACUUACAAUAGAUACAAAAUCGUGAUAAGAUGAUAACUACCAUAAAGAUAAAAUAAAAACAUGGAAUUUGAGAACUUAUUGAGAGACCAUCCAACAAACCAAGCAACCAGCAAUAGUAAGUCUCAUCUUGAAAUCUAUUAUUGAAUAUAUUAAUAACAAUUGAAAAAGAAAAGCAAAUAAUAUCUAUUAAUAUAUUCUAUUGAUGUUAUCACCAUGAAAUGUUUAUCUGAAUUGAAAUAUUAUAAAUUAUUGUAUUACAUAUUAUGAUAAACAGAUUUAUUAAAAAAAAUCCUAUAUAGUGGAGCUGAAAAUAGUAUAAAUGGUGGAAUUAUUUAAGUUCAUAAAUAAUAUUGUAAGGGAAUAUGUACAGAAAUAAAGACGAAAUAAUUGGUUGAGCAAAUCAGAGUUCAUUGUUAAUUUACAGAGCCUG
Molecule: messenger RNA, 3746 nt
Organism: Hermetia illucens (black soldier fly)
Lineage: Eukaryota; Metazoa; Arthropoda; Insecta; Diptera; Stratiomyidae
Product: cationic amino acid transporter 4
Exons: 3
Coding region: 237-2189 (650 amino acids)
Biological process (GO): transmembrane transport; amino acid transport
Cellular component (GO): plasma membrane
Molecular function (GO): amino acid transmembrane transporter activity
Source: RefSeq, a predicted model, not a curated record